Molecule: messenger RNA, 744 nt
Organism: Aspergillus alliaceus
Lineage: Eukaryota; Fungi; Ascomycota; Eurotiomycetes; Eurotiales; Aspergillaceae
Product: putative RING finger protein
Exons: 2
Coding region: 1-744 (247 amino acids)
Source: RefSeq, a predicted model, not a curated record
AUGGGGGAUCAUUCUGACAAGCCAUCUCCUGCAGCUCCACUUGGUUACCUCGCGCCUGUCUGCGCGGGUCUGCUCGUCCUAAGUGUUUGGUACCGCCAUUUUCGCCGAGGCCGACUGAAUUCUCGUUUUUUGGAUCUGGAAAGCGUCCCCUUUCGACGAGGUCCUUUGAUAAUAUCGAGCGGUGAUGUCGACAAGAAGUUCCCGUUGGUGAAAUAUAGCGACUGGUGGGCGGCUCAGAGUAAAAAAGAGAGGAUGAUGAAGGAAACUGGCGGGUCUCUGUACUGCGUGUCGGACGAUUCCAGGAAUGGCCACGAAGGCAAGGGAAAAGGAGAAAUUGUUUCUCAAGAAUAUGCCACGAAGACUGGCGCUGUUGAAGAUGUUCCAAUCACUCAAACAGGCAACAAGGUAGAGGGCGGUUUCCGUGGCUUUGGGAAUGCUUGCGAGCACGAGAGCGACGCUGAAGCUUGCAAGCCAAGCGAAUCCGGUUUUCUGUGCGCCAUUUGUAUGGAUUCUUUCGAAGGCGAAACCUAUAUCCGACCACUGACAUGUGGGCACAUAUUUCACUCUUCCUGCGUGGACCCUUGGCUCACUAGGCGACGUGCAAGCUGCCCUCUGUGCAAUAAGAGCUUUUGUGGACAUGACGCCUCGAGUAAUAGGGAGGGGACAGGUGCACAGACGUCAACCGUCCUGGCCGCUCCAAGGGCAGCAAUGAUCAGAAGCGAUGUUUUCCCACGGACUAUCUGA